Messenger RNA from Poecilia latipinna (sailfin molly), 11700 nucleotides. Its product is annotated as nesprin-2-like. Lineage: Eukaryota; Metazoa; Chordata; Actinopteri; Cyprinodontiformes; Poeciliidae. Bases 5 to 11677 code for a protein of 3890 amino acids. The record is from RefSeq and is a predicted model, not a curated record. The transcript has 52 exons.
UUAAAUGCUAACAGAAAUGCGAAACGGAGGUGAAGAAAAAGCCGGAGAUGUUUGUGAACCCAACUCAGACAGACACCAAGAUGGCCGGGAAACCUUACAAGUCCCAACCAAACUGCUCAGUUCUCAACCAGGAGUAUUGAAGUUUGAAACUGAUGCCAAUAAACCGAAUCCAGAAAACAUCCCUGUUAUUUGUGCAACAGCUGCUUUAGACGAUAUUCCAGCCGUUUGUUCAGAAAGUCCAGAUGUUUUCGGGUCAAAGGAGCCGCCGUCUACAUCAGGAGAAACUAACCAACAGAUUGCUGUUGACUCAACGGACAUGACAGUUUCUGGAAAUAUUGCAGGAACAAUCAUAUCCGCCUCACUAAACACUGAAGAAGCCUUAGUUUUAGACCCGUCUUAUUCAGACAAAAUCAACAAAAUCAAAUUACCGGUUGUCUCGUCCCCUAAAGAAUCGACUGAAGCAACCAUUCCUGGGAUCAACAACGUGCCUGAUCCUCCGCCGAUACAUUCAGAGAGGCUUGAUGCCUUAGAAGACCAUUCUGAUGUCUCAACAGAAGUAUGUUUAGUUGAACCAGAAAUGGAGAAAGAAAAAACGGAAAAGGAGCUGAUUGAAAACACAGAAAAAGCAACUAGAUUUUUCACAGAUUCAGCCCAGUCAGAGUCGGACCAAACACCUUCAGAAACCUGCAUAAAAGCUGCAGAAUCAGAGGCUUUCAGUGCAGGUGCAAGAGAACAAGAUGAGCAAAAUGGGCAAGUCAAUGGAAGCAAAGAUGAAGUGUUCACUGUAGUUUUGGAGCUGCAGUCGUUUGACAUACAGCCAAGUGGAUAUGUAGGAGAUCAACACUGUAAAACAAGUUCAAACGCAGGAUUUCCUGAGAAGAAACCAAGACCCAACCCUGAGUUAGACGGAAAACCUGCAGAACGAAAAGGUUCAAGCAGGCAAUCAGAAAACAAAGAGACUCAGCCAACCCAUGCAGUAAAGAAUGACGAAGCUCUGACUCUGUCUGAAUCCGACUCCAAAUGUGAGUUUGAAACGGCUCAAACAUCCCCAGUCAGCAAAUCGGGGGCGACUGCCUGUCACUCUUUGGGGGAAACUGCGCCUCCUGCCCUGAGCUCUGCGGAGGAUUUGGUGCCAAAUCGAGAUGAAACUGAAACCGAAAAUCAAAUUGAUGCAACUGACAAACAACUGACAGCUGCCGACAGUGCAAUGAGCCCAGGUGGAGCAGGUGAGGGGGCGGCGCAAGGAGGAGCUAACGACUCUGAAUGUACACACGGGAAGCAUUGUCCCACAGGACAAGACGGCACUUCACUGCUACCUGAAGAAAAGAAAUGGAAGCAAGAUGGAGCGCUGAAAGAAAUGCUGUGGCCACUGGGAAAGCUUCAAAGCCAAAGAGUCAUGGAGUCGGAGCGGAUCCCGCCGGGAUCGGCAUGCGGUCCCGGGGCUGAAGAGUCGACAGGUAGAUCACCGGGAAGCCACAGCUACAGCUCCGCCUUGCAGGACAGUUUAUCAGCGAUUCAGGCGUCGCUGGAGCAAAGUAACAUUUUACAGAAAAUGCCUCAUAUGGACCUGAGUUGGUACCUGACAUCCUCACCUGGUGAUGCAGACGUCCGAUUAGCACGGACGGUUCAGCGUGUUCUUGCUUGCCGAUAUCAGCCUGCACGCCUCAGUGCUGCAGCUAUGGACAAACAGCUGCAGGAAGCGCAGGAGUACAGGCGGUCCGUGCAGGAGCAAGUGGCUUCCAUUAAAAGCAACGUGACAACGGUUUCAGACCCGAAGGCUUCAGAAAGAGCGGAGGCAGAGUGGAGCUCAGCCCUGCUGGAUGCCUCUGCCACAGUUCAGGUCAAAGCAGCUCAGCUGGAUCUGGUCAAGCAGUAUCACCUGCAGAAGAAGAACGCCAGAGCCUUCCUUGAGGUCGUAGCGGCGGAAAAGGAAAAGAUGAGCUUGAGUGUUUUGGGAAGCAGUUCCUUUCAAGAGGAAAAACUGAAUGCGUUGCUGCUAACCAUGGAGCAGAAGAAGUCAACGCUGGAAGGUUUGCUCUGCCUAAGCAGCCAGUUGUCGGUCCACCUGAGUGAUGCGGAGAGUUCAGGUGUUCUCGUUGCUCAGCUUGGUGACAUCCAGGAGGAAUGGAGGCUCCUUAAAGGAAGCAUCAGAAGAGCUCAUCAACAGGCGUCAAAUUCUGCAUCUCAGUCAAAACUCGUUUUAAAAGAGGCUGCUGAGCUUAAAGCCAAACUUGAAGCUCUUUUAAAAUCUGAAACUGACAAUAUAAGUUGUUUAGACUUAGCUUGUCUGACCACAGAGCUGAAAGUUUGCAACCAGCUUCUCCUGCAUUUAGAGUCCCAGGCUGGUUCCCUCACCUGCUUUUCGCUGGGUCAGAAAGAAAAGGCUGCGAUUGAAGAAAAGAUUCAGGACCUGAAGACUUUGCUCCGUGUCACUAAAGAGAAGCUCAACUCUUUGCCAGAAAUCUGUGGAAGCGGAUCUACUAGUAAAAUCAACAAGCAACUACAGGACUUGAUCAAUUUGACAAAACAAGCAGAAAACCGAGUCUUUUCUGGGAAAAAGUUGUCUGUUUUUCCUGAGCAGGCUCGUCUUCAGUUUGAAGAAAUGAGGGAAUUUCACAUGGAAACUUUAUCUAGACGAAGCAAGAUGCAAAUGCAGGUUGGAGAGCUAAAGAGUAAAGCUACCGAAACGGAAAAUCAGGAGUUAAUAAAGACCGUAGAGCUGUAUGAAACAGUUGCUGACAGGUUGGGUCGUGUUCUUGAAGCCAUGAAAAAGGGUCUUGAUGAAAGAGGGAAGGUUAUGUGUGAGUUUGGUAGGUUGGAUGUCUGGGUAGCAGAAACGUAUAUGAAAAGAGAGACCUGCACCAACGUCGAGAACGUUUCAAAAGCUGACCUCAGUGAAUUGGAAAUGGAGCUAAAAAGUCAUCGAUCAGCAGCAGUAGAGCUGGAGACCCAACUCAAAUUAGUGGACGCACUUUCAGAGAGUUGCACAAAAUUAGCCGUUGAGCUGAGUCCGGCUGAGAGCCGCUACCUCGGCAACAGGCUUUUAGGCCUUUGGGCAGAAUUAGACAGACUGCUAGCUCAUGAGAAAGCCACCUGCUGGGAAUUAGAGGAGCUAAUUCAUGAGAGAAUGUCCUCCAAAGAGGGGUUAGCUGCCAUUCAGGCUAACUUGGAGCAAACAUUUGCUGAUCUGGAGAAGCAGAAGUUCCCUUUGACCAAAGAGACGCUGUUAGUUAUCACCCAGUUGGAGCACAAGCUAAUGGAGCAUCAGUGGGAAGUUCAAGAGCUGCAGCAUUGCCAGGAGGACCAGAGAAACUCUGUGCUCUGCGCUAUUAGUGAACUGCAAGACCAGUGCAAAGCUCUCAGAAUAAACGCCAUGGAGCAACAGAGAUAUGUUUACCACAGAGGACAAAUGGAGGAAUUCAUGAAAAUCGCCCAAACUCAACUCCAGGAGGCUAAAAACCAAUCGGUGAGCGCGGCGGAGAGGUUCAGAUUGAGCCAAACACUGCUGGUCGAACUCGCGAUGGUCAACACCCAAUGCCAAGAGACGGCGGAUCAUCUGGAGGCGAUCGCCCGUGAGUUAGAGCCGUCCGAGCUUAAUGCAGAGAAGAAGAAGCUCCAUGACAUGGUGGAAACGCUGAUCUGCUGGGAGCAAUCUGCCACAGAUCAAAUCAAAAAUCUGGAGGCCGAGCUUUUACCGGGUCUCCAGUUUGAAUUUGAGCUUCCGCUGCUGAUGGAUCUGUUGCAGAGAGCCAACAGGCAGCUGGAGGAAAACAAACAAGUCAAACCCGAUGAGAAAGCAAUAGAUGAUGCAGUGAUUCAGUGUUGGGUCAUCAGGAGAAACGUAGAGUCUGGGAUGAGAGUGUUGGCAGGUCUGGCGCAGAGAGACAACGUUAACCUGGAAGACUGCAAUGAGCUGAAUUCCCUCAGAGACGCAGUAAUGCAACAGUCCGACUCAUGGAUGGUCGGUCUGUCUCAGGCCAGGGAAUCCCUUAAAGAUUACCAGUGGGCUGCUCAGGGAGCCAUGAACUUCCUCCAUAAUGCCGAGGCGACCUUCCUGUCAGCUCCCGGAGGCUUUUUGGAUUGCACCCAGGAGCAAAGACAAACCCAACAGGCUUUGGAAACUCUUGAAGUUGGCUUUCAAGCUCACAUAAACCACCUGAUGGAGCGAGUGCCGCAGGAACGCUGCCUCUCACGACCGGAGACCGAGCUCCUUCACAUCAACGUCCUCAGCCAGUUGUUGGUUGGAAGAGCUGUACUGGAGGCUCAGGCAAAACUCAGAGUGGAGCGUCUGCAGAGGUGUGAAGUCAGACAGAGAACCCAUAGAAAGUGGCAUGAAGACGUUAAACAGGAAGUGUUGCAGUUUGAAGCCAAACUUUCAGGAUAUGCAUCAGAGAAAGUCACAUCGUAUGAUGAGUGUAUCGAUCAGAAGAAGAGAGUGAAGGUUUUAAAGGAAGACCUUCGUGACCUCGCUGGGAAGAUGGUUGACCUGAGAGCUGGAUGUCCAACGCAGGGUUGUGGCGUGGGGAAGGACGGCGAGCAUGGCGCCCUCUGGAGGCGCUGGACGUCAUUACGGCGGCGUUUGGGCCUCCUGUUGGUGCAGACACAACAGAAGGAAGAGGAAUGGAAGGACAUCACGACAAGUAUGGAGGAGAGUUGCAGCUGCUUGUCCGGUCUUCAGGCUGAACUUCCAGACUCUUCCACUGUGAGUUUCUCUCAGGAGGAACCUCAGGAGCUUCUGGCCCAAAUGGAGCAGCAGCAGCUGGCCUUAUCGUCCCUGAAGCGCCGACUGGAGCAGGCGUUGGGCUCAUCAUCUUCCCAAGAUGGCAUCCUGCCUGGGUCCGCCUGGAAAUCCCUGGAGAAAAUCCAAGAGAGCAUCUGGAGCUUGAAAGAGAGAUACCUGCUUCUGAUGGCUGCAGCGGAGGAAGAGGAGGAAGAGAGACGGCGAGCUGAAGAGGAAAUACGAGACGUUGAGAAAAAAGUGUUUGAGAUUUUACCAGAACUGGAAACGAGUUCAGAUCCAAGCAAAACGCAGGAGCUCCAGGAAAACGUUAUCUCUCUAAAAACCCAACUUAAACACAUCCUGGACGCCUUGGGGAGCCGACAUGCAGAAAUCCCGCCAGAUAUCCGAACAAAGAUCCAAAAUGUGGAACAAUCCGUCCAGAAAGCAGAAGAAAUGCAGCUUUUGGAGACGGACAACCCAAUCAGGAAGCUUUCACGCAGAGUCAGGGAGCUGGGUUCUGGUCUGGAGAGAGUGACAUCUUUACUGGAGCAGAAAAGCCCAACAAUCAGAGAGGCUCAACGUGUCCUGAAGUGUGUGUGGGACGAACUGGACGCCUGGCACAGCAGCUUGAUGCUCCUGGACAGCGAAGUGCAGGACGUUGCGGAGGACCAGCCGGAUGAGGCCCAGCUCCUCAUGGACCAGCUCACAGAACCGCUGCAGCUCUAUCAGAACGCAUCCCGCCUGGCUGAGAACCGAACCGCCUUCCUCAACAAGAUUCCCGCCUGCCUGCAGGAGUUUGAAGACAUUUCUCACCGAGCCUCCUGCUGGUUGGAUGAGGCCCAGUUAUGGCUUGGCACUCAGUGCAACUUUACAACAGCCAAAAGUCUCAGCAAUCAUGUCAAGUAUUUACAGUUGAUGCUGGAAGACUCUGACAGGAUCAGACACACCCUGCAGGUGUUUAAGUCGGGCCUGGUGGAGAUCUCUGCUGUGUGUGACGUCAGCGCUCAGGAGGAGAGGCUGGACCAGAGAGACCAACAGGUCCAGGAGAUGCAGCAGACCAUCGUCGAGCCGCUUGACCAGCUCCAGGAGGCUGCUGCGAUAGUGGAAGUGGUUGAAGCUGACAUUAAGGCAAUGGAGAAAAACGUCUCCAAAUUCAUAAACGUUUUAAACUGCAUGGAUGAUGCAGACGUAACGCAGGCAGAACGUGAGGAGAUCCUGACCCAGAUCCAGUUGAUGCAGAAGAGUUUGGAAGACAUGGAGAGCUGGAAAGAGGAGGUCCAUCUCCCCGAAGGAGCAGAAAACCUGGUGAUCUUCUCCAAAGCCAGGACGCUGCUGGAACAGCUGGAUGGGCUGGAGCAAAUCACCAGAGAGAAAAGGCGUUUGCUGGAGAACAAAAAGGAAGAAGAAGAAACGACUGAGAAUCUUAAUAUCAUCUCUGAUUCAUCUGAAGAGAUGCCGCUGCUGGAGAACCCUGCACACAGACGCUUUUUCCAGGAGGCUUUUGAGAUGCAUGUUACAGAGGAAGAGGAGGAUGAAGGGGAUGAGAGUCGUCACUCUUCCUCCUCUGACACACUAACAUGCAGUAUACCAGAGGACCUGGAGGAGACGCUCAAUCUUCCAGAUGAACCAAGGGAGGACAUGGAGGAGCAGAGUGCAGCUUAUCAGGCUGAAAACAGUUCAGACGAACCUGGAAUCAGUGUUUUAUGUGUGAAAUCUGGACUUGAUGACAGUUUUGGACCCGCAUCUUCAAAACUGGACUUGAACGCUUCCCAGACCUUUCAUUUUGAAAAAGUAGAGAAUGACGUAAAAGACGAAGAUGUUGCAGGAUCGUCAGAGCAGAAAACGGCUGACGUCGAUCCACAAAUAAACCCGUGUUUGAUGGAAGCUGCGGUGGGAGACACCAGGCUGAUUCCUUCGAGACCCACAACUCCGUUUUGCUCCAAAAAAGCCUCGGAUGAGCUGAGAGAGGAGGAAGACGACCGUCUGUCUUCAUCUUCGGCUGACCUUUCACACCCGGGAGUGUUAAACAAACUGAAGGAGCAAAAAGAAGUCAGUCCAAGUUCAGAACCUCAGAAAACUGAAGCAUCAUUUGGCUCUCCUGAUGAUGAUGAUGAUGAUGAUGAUGAUGAUGUGGAAAAUCAGCAUUGGACUCAUAUUCGGUCCCAUGUUGGGAAAAAAGUGAGCACUUUGAGGAAAGUUUUGGAGGAGCAGAAAAACACGAUCGGCCCUCAAGACGGAGGAAAAAAGAAAACGGUUCCAGGAAAAGAUCCCGUGUCUGCAGGAUCUGUUUCAUCGGUUCUACAGCAAAUAAAAGACACAAACGCUAAGCUGAGACAAACGUUACAUGAGGAUGACUGUAAUUUUGGUAAUCCCGAGGCGAAGGCCUCAGGUUCUUCUCAUCCAGGAGUGAAGAAGAAGUUCGGCGAGGCCGUGCAGAGCGUCGUGACGUGUCUGGACUCAUCAGCCGACCUGCUGACCCCUGAUGGACCUGCAGCAGCGGAUCCGCAGCUGAGGCUGCUGCAGCUGGAGAGUUUAUGGGCUCAGCUGGAGCCUCUGGCUGAGCUGGUGGCUGAAGUGGAAGCGCAGAUCAAACCUGCUCUCCUGAUGGGAGAAUCAGACGCUCACAGCGGUUUGGCGCCGCUGGACGAUUUUGCCCAGACGGUGCAGCUUCUCCUCACCUCCUCCCACAGUCGGCUGCUUGAGCGCUCAGGACUGCAGAGCCAACAUCAGACUCUUCCCCCCUGCCGGCCUCGUCUCCUGGAUCCGUUUGACGCAGGACUUUGUGAGAUCUUCCCAAACCUGAAGGGUCCGCUCAGCUUGGAGUGCGAGCCGGGCGGAACAGAGGAGGCGCAGCACGCCUCCCAAUCCUUGCUCCAGGGGAUUUCACGCCUCUUGAAACGCUGUGAGGAGAGUUUAACAGAAAAACGGACGAGCCUUUUUCCCAGCCGCAGCAAACUUCAAGCUGAUCUCUGCAGACGCGAGAAACUCCUCCAGGUCCUCGGAUCCCAGCUGUCUUUUCUUCAGUAUCUAUUCCAGCAUGAACCUGAUGCACUUAGCAGCAAACAGGAUGAAUGGGUACAUCUGGAAGUCAGGGCCAAAGCUCUGCAGCAGCAACUUCUGGAACAACAAGUGGCUUCUCAGAAGACGCUUCAGGACUGGACCCACUGGGAGCAACUUUGUGGUCAACUUGGCAGCGUGUUGGAUGAGUCUGAAGCUUUUUUUAGCGCUGGAGAGCCAGAGGGAGACGAUGAGGAGGAGACGGUGCAGCGGAGGCUACAUGCCUGCGAGCGAACUCUGAUCCGGCUGGAGGAGAGCCGCUCCGUGUUGGGCUCGUUUUUGGAUCACAGGCUGGUGCUGCAGGCAGAGCUGUGGUUCGGUGCCUCGGUUGCGCAGGAAGGGGGCGCUCUGGAGCUGCGAUGGAAAGGCGCCUACAGGCGCAUGGAGCAAGAGAUCCUCCGCCUAAGAAACAUCCAGGAAAGCAGAGCCAGAUUCCUGGCUGGCGUUGCUGCGGUCGGUGAGCGUCUGCUGGCCGCCGGCGAACACCUGAAGACUUCCUCAGACCUGAGUCAGGAAUCCGUUCAAAGGCGACUGCUGGAGCUGCUGGACGUCUCCGUGGAGCUGACAGCCGUUUCCAAGGAAACCAGUCGGCUUGUCCACCUGAGGGACGCCAAGUGUCCCAAACUGACAAGCCAGGUCUCACAGCUGGAGGCCAGCUGCAGCCAGCUGACCUCUGCCCUUUCCAAGAUGCUGGAGCAUCUGCUGCAGCGCCUGGUGAACCAACAGCCGCCAGUGAAGCUGCUGUCUGAAGUGGAGAACUGGCUGAAGGAAACGGAAACUCGGCUCAGCCGGGAGACAAAAAGAGUCCUGACGGCCAGAACUGCAGCUGAGAUGGUUGAAAUUCUGCAGCAAUGUCAGGCGUUGAGGACGGCUGUCGACAACUGUCAGCAAGUCCUUGAUUUCAUGUCCGAGCCAGGGUCCAAAAUGGCGGGAGCAGACGUCCCGGCUCGCCGCUUGGAACGCACGACCUUUGCAGAAAACCUGGGCGGCGUCAGACAGCAGUGGGAGCUCCUGCAGAGGGAGCUGGACGGCCAGAUUCAUGAAGUCGAACACAUCCAUCACAUUUGUGCAGAACGAGAGAGACAUCUGCAGAAACGGCAGGACUGGACAGAGCAGCAGAAGAAGAGGAUGAGUCAGUGGAAACGGCCCUGCAGUCAAACCCUGGCUGGCUACGCUCUGCUGGAGUGGGAGGCUGAAGUUGCCAGAAUCCAGCAGGUUUCUGCAGAUCUGCAGGAUCUGGGAGAAGGAAGAGGAAGAGGAGGAAGAGUGUGUUAUGGGAAGGAAGGGAAGCUCCUGUGGGAAGAGAUCUUCUCCGGCCGAGUGGAGAGUGUGAGGCGGGACUGUGUUGAUCUUCAUCAACAGAUGGAAGAUCUCAGAGCGGAUCUCGAACAGUCAGUGGAGAAGUGGAGUUGUUUCCGUGGAGCUCUGGGGGACGUUGCUUUGUUGACCACUAGGGUGCGCUGUGCCCUGCAGCAGCAGCAGCGAGCGCCUCUCUUCUCUCUGCAGCAGGCUGAAGGAAAGUCAGACCGCCUGCAGGAGCUGCAGGUGAAGGCGGAGGAAGACGGAGAGCAGCUCUGGACGGACGUGGACAAAUCCUGCAGGACGCUGAUGGAGACGCUGCAUGACGUGUCGGCGCAGCUCGUUAGGGACGAAGUGGAGGAGCAGCGAAAUGGGUGGAAGAAAAUCCUGCAAGAGAUAAAAGAGGAGCAUAAAAACACCAGAGAGAUUUUCUCCCUCUGGCUUGAAUACGCGAAUCUGUCUGAGCGCUUUUCUCUUCGUUUGCAACACCUGAGGAAUGAGUGGGAGGAGUUAUCAGGUUCUUCAUCUAACGAUGCAGAAACCACAGUCUGCUGCGUCAAGAAGUUGCAGGAUGCUGCUGAUGAGCUGCAAAGUGAUGCAGGAGAUGUGCUGGCAGCAUCCAAAGCUCUUCUUGGACGACUCAAACCUUCAUCUGCAAAUUUAAUCAAAUCAGAAGCCAGGUUGUUGAGUCGCGAUUUCCUGCUGCUGAACCAAGCAAUAUUGGGAAAAAGGAGAAAUCUGGAGGAGGAUUUGGAGCGAGAGAGACGAUUUAAAGCUCAGCUGGAAGCACUUGAGGAACAGAUGCAGAGUUCGCUUUUUAAACUGCAUGGGGGCGCAUGUGAUGCAGACACUCUGGAGCAGGUUCUUUUGGAUCUCAGUGACAUGACUCCAUCACUGGUGGACGUUAAAGAGACGAGUGGCGACAUAACCCUCAGCAACGAGGAUAUGGAGAGAGUUCAGUCCCUCAGCAGGCUGUGGGCAGAAACCGUUACCAAGGCAACAGAUGAAAACAAAGUUUUGCAAGAUGAGCUUCAAAGCGGCUGUGAUUUUGAAGAAAAAUGUGAAAAAGUGAAAAUGAUCCAGGAACACCUGCAGCGAGAAUCACUUUGCAGAAAAGAUCUGAGUCACUCAAGCCUUAAAGAGAUGCUGGCUGUCCAUCAGAAACUUCAGGUUGAGGUCAUGAAGGGGCAUCAGCUCCUCCAGAGCCUCCUCUGUGAUGCCCUCAGCUUUAUGGAAAAACAAACUGAGGACAAAAGAUCUGAGCUCACGGUUCGAGUGGCGUGUCUGAAGCGGAGCUGGUCCGAUUCUGUGGCUCUCGCUGCGCACAACUGGACCUCAACAAAGGAGCAUCUGCAGCAGUGGAGAAUUUACCAACAUGGUUUGAAAUCCCUGAAGAAGCUGUUUAGAGAGGUGGACUCUCUCCUGCCCCCUAGUGGACCGGAUCUUCACACGGUGCAGCAGCUGCAGAACGUUUCCGAGUUUAUUGAAGAAUCUCUAGGUCUGCACUCCUCUGUCUACGCCCGGACUGUUGAAGCUGGGAAACAUUUGUGUGAAAUCGUUACAGAGUCAGAGAGUCGAACCCAACUGCAGUCAGAACUUCAGGAUUUGCAGAAAGUCUGGGAGCGAACCACCUUACUGCAAAGAAAGAAUAAAGAUCUGCUUAAUAACACUGUCCAGAUGCGGUCUCAGAAUCAGGAAGCAGCAAGCAGCAUCUCCUCUGGACUGGAGAAAGUUGACAAUCUGCUUGCAGAAAGACCGGCGGACUCAGAGGAGGAGGCGCACAUCCAGGAGGCUGAGCUCUCUCUGCAGUGUUUGGCCGGCGGACUGAGGGAACUGGCCACCAUGAAGACAGACCUGUCCCAGUACGUGGCGGCCAGUGACUCGGCGCUGCUGGAGCAGCAGCUGGAAAUGCUCCACGCUCAGUGGGAAGAGCUGUGCACCAAGGUGUCGUUACGCAGACAGGAAAUAGCCGACCGCCUGAAUGCCUGGACCAUUUUCAAUGAUAAAAACAAAGAGUUCUGUGAUUGGCUGACUCAGAUGGAGAACAAGGUGUGCCACAGCGCGGAGCUGAGCAUCGAGGAAAUGGUGGAGAAACUAAAAAAGGACUGCAUGGAGGAAAUCAACCUGUUCAGUGAGAACAAGAGCCACCUGAAGCAGCUGGGAGAGCAGCUGCUGUUGGCCAGUGACCAGGCCAAGCAGACCCAGGUGCGCGGCUCGCUACAGGAAGUCAAUCAGCGAUGGAACAACCUCUUUCAGCACAUCGAAGCCAGGGUGAGGAAGCUGAAGGAGACUCUGGUGACGCUGCAGCAGCUGGAUAAGAACAUGAGCAACCUUCGCUCCUGGCUUUCUCGUAUCGAGGCCGAGCUUUCCCGGCCAAUCACCUACAGCGUCUGUCAUGAGAACGAGAUCCAGAAGAGGCUCGCUGAACAGCAGGUAAAUUACAUCCACAGGUUAUAUUUAACUGUUUGGAUUUUGUUUCACUUCCUAAAUAUAUUAUUUUCCCCUUUCAUCUUUAGUAUUAAUAUUUCUACAUUUUCCCACAUUUUGCUGCUCACUUUUUCUCUGUUUAUCGUUAAUAAUUCUCACCUUUUGUUUGCUUAACGUUAGUUAACGUGGUGUUGUUG